Molecule: messenger RNA, 4186 nt
Organism: Leucoraja erinaceus (little skate)
Lineage: Eukaryota; Metazoa; Chordata; Chondrichthyes; Rajiformes; Rajidae
Gene: gab1
Product: GRB2-associated binding protein 1
Exons: 16
Coding region: 588-3530 (980 amino acids)
Source: RefSeq, a predicted model, not a curated record
UGCCCAGGUUGUGUACUACACGUCAGCCCAGUGCAUUUAGCAGUAGUGCUCGGUCUAUCUUGCUCCGCUAUAGGAUCUUUGCUCUGGAGGAGUUGCUGCUUGCAGUUACUUCGCUCCAAGAUCAGUGUAGAGGAUUGUAAAACUACACAGCCCCACAAUUCCGUGCAAUGAUCCCUCCUCUCUUGCUGCUGGAACACGUAGCUUGGCGUCACGGAGCAGCCGGAUCGGUUGGAGUCGCUACUUUUGUGUUGGGAAGGUCUGGUGUCGAGUUGUCGGCGCCGGGAGCGAAGCUGCCAAGUAUCUCCCCGGGGGGAGAGAGGGAGAGGGAGAGAGAGUGGCCAGUCUGGGCUAGGGAGAGUCAGGGUCUGCACCACCGCUGCCAAGUCCCACCACCCACCCAACCCCUUGUCCCACAUUGCUGAGCUGGGAAUUGGACAAGGAGAAGAAGUGGGAGAAGGAGAGAGUGUGUGUGUGUGUGUGUGUACCUGGGCUGGGAACUUUGUCUCCCACGUCCUGGGCAGUGUUGAGGCUUCACCCUGCUUUUGCUAUCAGCAGUCAUUCGCGCCGCAUACACCCUCAACGCCAAGAUGAGCGGCGGCGAUAUCGUCUACAGCGGCUGGUUAAGGAAGUCGCCACCGGAGAAAAAGUUGAGACGUUACGCAUGGAAAAAGCGCUGGUUUAUACUUCGAAGUGGCCGUCUGACAGGAGACCCGGAUGUGUUGGAAUACUACAAGAAUGACCAUGCACGAAAACCCAUUCGCGUCAUUGACUUGAAUCUCUGCGAGCAAGUGGAUGCUGGGCUGUCCUUUAACAAGAAGGACCUUGAGAACAGUUACAUUUUUGAUAUUAAAACCAUCGACCGUGUCUUCUACCUGGUAGCUGACACUGAAGAAGAAAUGAAUAAGUGGGUCCGGUGCAUCUGUGACAUCUGUGGGUUCAAUCCUACCGAUGAGGAUGCUGUUAAAUCAUCCAAUCCUUCUGCCACUGCCAUGACUGAGGUACCUCUCUCUGUUAAUACUACACAACCCACCGUGCGAUCAGCAGUUUCCAUGGGCUCACUACCUCCCCCAUACCAGCCGAUUAGUGUUCGUCACCUGGAGUCUUUGUCCAGCCAAGAAGAUCCACAAGAUUAUCUAUGGUUAGCCAAUUGUGAAAGUAAAAAACCUGAACCCACCAGCCAUGCAUCAUCAAUUGCCACAGAAGAGGGAGACGAGUAUCUUCUGCUAGAAGAUUUUGAGAGCAAAAAGCAUCCGUUUCACAUUCACAUAGAGGCAAAGUUAUUGGUUAAUAAUCUCGAGGCCUGGAAAGUGAUCCAAGGCGUGGCAUGGAAAAAGCGCUGGUUUAUACUUCGAAGUGGCCGUCUGACAGGAGACCCGGAUGUGUUGGAAUACUACAAGAAUGACCAUGCACGAAAACCCAUUCGCGUCAUUGACUUGAAUCUCUGCGAGCAAGUGGAUGCUGGGCUGUCCUUUAACAAGAAGGACCUUGAGAACAGUUACAUUUUUGAUAUUAAAACCAUCGACCGUGUCUUCUACCUGGUAGCUGACACUGAAGAAGAAAUGAAUAAGUGGGUCCGGUGCAUCUGUGACAUCUGUGGGUUCAAUCCUACCGAUGAGGAUGCUGUUAAAUCAUCCAAUCCUUCUGCCACUGCCAUGACUGAGGUACCUCUCUCUGUUAAUACUACACAACCCACCGUGCGAUCAGCAGUUUCCAUGGGCUCACUACCUCCCCCAUACCAGCCGAUUAGUGUUCGUCACCUGGAGUCUUUGUCCAGCCAAGAAGAUCCACAAGAUUAUCUAUGGUUAGCCAACUGUGAAAGUAAAAAACCUGAACCCACCAGCCAUGCAUCAUCAAUUGCCACAGAAGAGGGAGACGAGUAUCUUCUGCUAGAAGAUUUUGAGAGCAAAAAGCAUCCGUUUCACAUUCAGUUGCUUGCAGAUUCUUCAACCAAGUCCACAUCAUCAGAAACUGACUGUAAUGACAAUGUCCCUUCACACAAACCUCCAGCGCCGCCCGCACCUAAACAGGCGAUGAAUGGCUUCUUCUCACAGCCAUGUUUUUACGAUUCUCCCCCGCCUAGAUUCGCUUCAAAGUCUACAGAGUCAAGCCUUUACAACCUGCCUAGGAGUUAUUCUCCAGACAUCACUGCCGGAACUUGUUCGCUGUCGGCCGCUGAUAGUGAAGGAGAUUUAUAUGUAUUUAACACACCGUCACGGAUAUCUGGCGUGGAGAAUCAAAUGAGACAGAUUUCAGUGUGUUACGACAUCCCUCCAACACCAGGAGGCACAUAUCAGAUUCCGCGGCCUUCGGGAGAGGGGACACUGAGUCAAAGUUGCUCAAAGUUGGAGCCUAUACCAGACAUUCCCCCACCUCGCCCACCAAAACCUUAUUUGUCUCACGACCGCUCCCCAGUGGACACCUACUGCGUACCUCGAUCAUCCUCCGAGGCCGAUACCAAUUACAGCGUUCCCACGUCCGGCAAAACUCUUCGAAGCAACACCAUUGGCACGGUGGAAGGCCACUGGCUUCGAAAAGACUGUGGUCCUCAAGAUAGCUAUGAUAUUCCCAGAAAAUUUUCAAAUUCAGUAGAUCUUGGGGAAGGCUUUAGCAGUUACCUACAAAAGAAGGGUAUGAUGCCGCUAGCAAGUUUGAGUACUGAUGAAGCUGACCAGAACUAUGUGCCCAUGGAUGCGAGCUCUCCGCCUCGCCUGCAUUCCGUCAGCCACUCGGAGCCAGUCCAGGACACUAAUUAUGUUGCAAUGACACCGAGUACUUUUGACUUCCCCACGUUGGGAAUGCAAGUGCCACCUCCAGCACACAUGGGUUUCAGGGUAAGCCCCAAAACUCCUCCCAGGAGACCAGUACCUAAUGCUGACUGCCAGCCACCACCAGUGGACAGAAACCUUAAACCUGACCGGAAAGGUCAAAGUCCAAAAAUAUUAAGAUCUAAACCUGUUUUAGAACGAACUGAUACUCAAACCAUAGGUGACUUUACUCCAAGACGACACAAGGUUAAACCUGCGCCACUGGAAAUUAAACCUUUACCUGAAUUUGAAGAAAUGCAGGAAUUAGCUCCAGUCAGAUCACCAGUGACCAAAACCUUCACCAGAGAAAUCAGCCACUCCAGGUUUCCUGUCAAUGCCCGACCAGCCUCCGUCCACAGCACUGCUUCCAGCACUGAUUCACAGGAGGACAGUGAGGAGAACUACGUGGCCAUGGAGUCUGCACCCUCCACAGAUGAUCCAAGCAUAAAACAAGGAAUACUACAAUGUAGUGAUGGCGGGAGCAGUUUAACGCGAUCUAAAAAUGACAAACAACAAGUCGAGUAUUUAGACCUGGAUCUAGAUUCUGGAAAAUCAACACCUCCACGAAAGAAAAGCAAUGGUACCGGUACAGUAGCGGCAGAUGAAAAAGUAGAUUAUGUAUUGGUGGACCAAGAGCGAACACUGGCACUAAAGAAUACCAGGAAAGCAUGGACAGAUGAAAGACAAUCUACUGAGUCAGAGACUCCAAUUAAAAGUGCAAAGUGACUUGAUGGUGCCAUUAACCGAACAUCACGACAUGUUGAGAUGCCUUUUUAUUCCUGCCACUCACGGCAUUCUAGCCAGCAUGCUCUAACUUGAAUGAGCCAUCGAUCAAUUUAUCAAGUGACUUGAGAUUUUACAUACAAGCAGCAUACAACAUCAAAAAGGGGAAAAUGUUGGAGUCGUCAAUAGCUGUAAUUAAGUCCAUGCUGUGAAGGCCAUCUUUGACACCAUGUCUGCUUCAAGCACUCUUAAUAGGUUAUUGUAGUUUUAAAAUGCCAAUGGUAGUUGUUACUUUGGUACAUGAGAAGCUAUUAGUUACUGGAGGAAUCUGCGCUUGGAAGUUGAUUCCUUAUAUAGAAAAUAACUUCACUUUUAAUUCUAGUCUGAAUCAUGGAAAUAUCCAAUCUGUAAAGUAUGUUUUAGCUGAACUAAUUUUCUAAUUUUUUUAAUUAAAAUUCCAGGUUAUUUAAGCUAAGUUAGAUGAGGCAUUCUUUGACACUUUAUAGACUUAACAAUGGUAGUUACAAUAGAACUAAUAAAACAUUGUUAAACAUCUCUCUUGCAACAUUGCUGGCAGUGGCCUUUAGAUCACCACGAUCAAUAACUAUAUGCAAAUAAAAAACAGAAUCCCACAUUCCUUGCCAGUAUUGAACAAUAAA